AUGGCCAAGGCUCUAAAAGUGGUCGUUGUGGCUAGAUCUGUGAACAAUGUGGAGGCCUGGGCCACGGGUGUGAAAACGGCAAAGAGCAAUCGCACUGUUGCCUCAGGGGGCACCGACGCACCAGCCCUCAACGCUCCUUCGGCCCGCGCAAACCGAGCCGGCUGUUGUGGCACCUGCCCCAAAGGCGGCUAUAGUCCAGACUACUCCACCUACUCUUGGACAGAGGCCGGAGACUCCCGGGUCCUCAGGUGUCAAGGCCUCGCCUCACCAGGCGAGGCCAAGAGUGGGCAUCCAGUGCCCCUAAGGGCGCUGGAUGCCCACUCAGAGUUGCGUCAACUGGGAACAAUGCUGUACCGCAGGCAACACUUGGACGAUGAAGAUAACACCAAUGCUGCGACCCAGCUUCUUGACUGUGCCGCACCUACAUUCUGGCUGUUCGUUGUAACCGUCUUCACCCUUCUGGCUUGCUCGGCUACUGCCAAAAAAGAAAAAGAGGACGUCGAAGGCCGUGGUGGUCUUCUUGGAGGUCCGGGUCUCAUUGUAUAUGAUGGCUAUGGCCAAAGACUGGUCGGCGCUGGUAAUCCGGCUCUCCUUGGAACCGUUGGUUCUGGUGUCGUCGCGUCCGGCUACGGGGGACCUGCUGGCGUAGUUGGUUCAGGUGUGGUUGCUCCUGUUGGCAUAGUUGGACCUGAAGUAUAUGCGCCGGCAGUCGUUCCAGUAAGCCUCGGAGAACCCGGUUACAUUGGAGUUGGUUUCGGAGGUGGUUACGAAGAUGGUUACGGAGCUGCACACGGAGCUGUUGCCGGUGGCGAUCAAGCCGGCUUCCAGAAGGGAGCCGCUGGCCAUGCCCAGGGCUCGGGAAGGUACGCUGGAGGUACCAUCCACAGGAACGUGCAGGCUUACAACAGCCAGCAGGGCUACAGCUACACCUCUGGCUUCUCUGCUAGCGAUACAAAGACUUUCGGCACUGGCCACCAGCAGGGAUUAACGGGAUACGUCAACGGUGCAGCUGGACAACAGGCUGGAUUUGGCAAGAGCCUCCAUGGAGCCGCUGGUGGCUUCGGUGGAGUUGGUUAUGGCAUUCACGGCUAAAGAAACGACGCUCGGACCCUUCUCGAUCUUGGCAACACAUCUGUUUUCCCUCACGAACACCGAUGGACAUUCAACUGUUUUGUUGUGCAAUAAAUGUUGCAGCACAAAAAAAAAAACCACACGCUUGUUCAGUUUUCUUUUCACAUAUUUUCAUAAUUCGAUACUCGAAAAAGCUUAUCAUAGGGAUCGCCAUCCCUCAUUGAAUUUUCUUGAAUACGGAAUGAGCCUUCACGAAUAAUGAAGGUAUACAUGUUUCAAUAAGCACUUUACUGGGUGGAG
This is a messenger RNA of Rhipicephalus microplus (southern cattle tick), 1371 nucleotides long. RefSeq lists its product as uncharacterized. Lineage: Eukaryota; Metazoa; Arthropoda; Arachnida; Ixodida; Ixodidae. The record is from RefSeq and is a predicted model, not a curated record.